CAGCACAGGAAGUCGGACUCACUCCUCACACAGCUGCCCCGGCAGCAACAGCCCCUGCCCCUGACAGCAUGUUCGGGGGGCCCCGUGGAGCAGGAAAGGGCCCCCGGCACCCCCUGGCACCCCCUAAAGCAUGAAUGACCGCGCAGGGAUGGAGGCUGCAGCCCGGGAGCCAAGUCCUCCUGCGGAUGCCGCCGACGUGGAGAAGCGACCGCCGGCUGCUGCUGGUCGGAGGAUUUGCCCGGCGCUCUCCAGCAUCGGCCUCUUAGACAGGCUCAUAAAAACCUGCCCCGUCUGGAUGCAGCUGUGUAUGAGUCAGGAGCAGGCGGCCGACAUACUGAAGGGAGAAGCCGACGGGGUAUUCAUGGUGACGCGAGACGUGGCCCAGAAGUGCAUGGUUCUUCUCGCGCGUUUCGCGGUUCAUGAGAAGCCCGCUGUUCUGCGUUUUAACAUCAAGGAGGAGAAAUCAAUGAUGUGUCUGCAGGGCUCUGCGCUGGUUUUUGAGGAAAUCUUCAAACUAAUCGGGUUUUACUGCAUCAGCAGAGAUAUUCUACCCGCCCCCUUAAAGCUGCCGCACCUGAUUGGCCGAGCUCGGGGCAUGAGGGACCUCGAAGAAAUCUCCAACCUCGGGACAGGUUUUUGGGCUGCGUCCCUCAAGGAGAAACGGAACGCGAAUGUUUCUCGCUCUGGGAAAUUUGCUUUGCAUGGAAACGCUUGCGGGGCAAACCCUGACCGGCCAACUGCCCCGGACCCGGGCAAAUAUACGUGCGAGAUCGAGGUCUCCGCGGAAAGCGACGAGCGGCUGUGGUUUGUGAACCCGAUAUUCAUAGAAGAAUUUGGCAACUCAGGAAACCCUGAGAAACUUCCUCCUGAAAACUGCCUCGCAAACACUGUGGUUAAAACUCCAAAAAUUGUCUACAGAAGACCUCCACCGCCUCCUCCUCCUGGUGCGCAGAGCCCUCCUCUCCCUCCUCCUGGUUCGCAGAGCCCUCCUCUCCCUCCUCCUGGUGCGCAGAGCCCUCCUCUCCCUCCUCCUGGUGCGCAGAGCCCUCCUCUCCCUCCUCCUGGUGCGCAGAGCCCUCCUCUCCCUCCUCCUGGUGUGCAGAGCCCUCCUCUCCCUCCUCCUGGUGCGCAGAGCCCUCCUCUCCCUCCUCCUGGUGUGCAGAGCCCUCCUCUCCCCUCCAUCCCUCCCUCUUCUCCACCAGCUAAUUAUAAAACUCCUAACCCUCUUUUAAUAUCGGUUUCGACAACUUCUGAUCCUCUUUUAACGUCAUGCCCUCCUACCGACGAUCUCCGAGGUUCCUCUUCUGAAGCGACUCCCACUCCGCAUAACCCACCUCCCUCGGAGGACGUUUGUGUCCCGUCGAGUCCUUCUUCUGCUUCACAAACGUCCGGUCCGCAGGUCAUAAGGCCCCGGAGUCAGCAUAAGGACUUAUUAAGGACGGCUGAGGUGAACGGUGUUCCUCCUCUUCAUGAGAAGAUGAAAAUCAACAGCUCAGAGGAUAAAAAAGAUGGUGGAGCAAAUGAGGUUGAGACGCCUGACGCUCGCGCCAAAAGCUCAUUCCCACCGGUUGUUCCCAGGAGAAGACAAUCGGGAAAAGUCUCCGAUGGAAACGCAGGUGACCCAGUAGAGCGAAAGGAGAUCCAGAGUUCACCCAACGUACAAGGUGCGGAACCCAACAUGAAAGAAGAAUCCAAAAGUUCACAAGAGCCUCAUGAAGAGGAGACUUCAGAGAAGUUGGAUGCUUCACCAAGUCAACUGUCGUCCAAGUCCAAGAAGGUUCCUCCCGUUCCACCACCAAGGAUAAAGAAAUUUUCUUGCAGGUCAUCUGCCGUAACUUCUGUCGAUGGAAAUCCGGUGGCGGAAGGCGGCCGGCCGUCUCCAGAACAUCCGCCGGUAACCAACGCUACGGAGGACGGUGGUGCCACCAAGGAAGUGGGAAAGAAACUCGACCGCAAUCCAGUUGGAUCCUCUCAGGAAUUAAAGGGCUCUGAUACAUCUCUGCAUUCCCCGGUGAGCGUGUCCGUUUCUCCGGGGCCGAACGCGGACCAGGACUCUUACUCCACCAGCAGCAUGGAGGAUGAGGCGGAGAGGCUCAGCAGGCCCUCCAUCAAGAAGAGCCAUUCUUUUAUGUUGGACAAGGCAAAAAACAGGCUGUCCAUCGUGGCCAUCACCAACGUUCUCACGGCCUUCAUGUCCGCCGACAGGAAGCUGCAGAAGAGGAUCACGGAGCUGGCCCAGGACGAGGGCUCCUACUUCGGGGAUCUGGUCCAGAAUUAUAAGAGCUACACCUUGGAGAUGAUGGCGAAGCAGAGCUCCAGCACCGAGAUGUUACAGGAGAUCCGGCUGAUGAUGACCCAGCUCAAGAGUUACCUGGUGCAGAGCGCGGAGCUGACGGCCAUGGUGGACUGCAGUCUCUACACCGACGAAAAAAUAGAUGCCAUUGUUGAAGCUGCUCUCUGUAAAUGUGUCUUGAAGCCUCUGAAGUCCCCGAUUGAGUCGUACCUCCGUGAGAUCCACUCCAAAGACGGCUCGUUGAGGCUACUCAAGGAAAACCAGCUGGUUAUCCAGGACACGACCUCCACGGACCUGGGGGUCACCACCAGCGUCCCGGAGAGCAGCGUGAUGGAGAAAAUCAUUCAGAGAUUUGAGACGAUGCACAAGACUUACUCCCCGGAGAAAAAAAUUACCUACCUGCUGAAGGCUUGUAAACUGAUCUACGAUUCCAUGUCCAGCGGGGGUCCAGGCCGGCCCCACGGGGCCGAUGACUUCCUCCCGGUCCUGAUGUACGUCCUCGCUCGCUGUGAGUUGGAGUUCCUGCUGCUCGAUGUCGAGUACAUGAUGGAGCUGAUGGACCCGUCCCUGCAGCUCGGAGAAGGCUCCUAUUACUUGACCACGACGUACGGCGCUCUGGAGCACAUAAAGAAUUACGAUAAGAUCACGGUGACGCGGCAGCUGAGCGUGGAGGUUCAGGACUCGAUCCACCGCUGGGAGAGACGGCGGACUCUGAAUAAAGCGCGCGUCUCCCGCUCCUCCAUACAGGACUUCAUCUCGGUCUCGUACGAGCGGCUGGACUCCAGAAGCGCCACGCUGAGCAUCAGGUCGGACACGAGCGUCGCCGCCGUUCUGCAGCAGUGCGCCGAAAAGUUCGAGGUGUCGGAGCCGCGGGGUUACGGACUCUUCGUCAUGGUGAACGAUCGCUGCCCGCGGCUCGCCGACAGCGCCUUCCCGCACCGCGUCAAAUCCCACCUGCUGAAACACGAACAGAAACUGGACUUUCACUUCAUUUACAAAGAGACCGGCGCCGGCGACCACGUGGUCAGCGACCUGGAACUGCUUUAA
Messenger RNA from Spea bombifrons (plains spadefoot toad), 3340 nucleotides. RefSeq names its product Ras and Rab interactor 3 (gene RIN3). NCBI's taxonomy places the organism in Eukaryota, Metazoa, Chordata, Amphibia, Anura, Pelobatidae. Gene Ontology annotation, biological process: signal transduction; vesicle-mediated transport. The transcript has 10 exons. Gene Ontology annotation, cellular component: endocytic vesicle; cytosol. The record is from RefSeq and is a predicted model, not a curated record. Gene Ontology annotation, molecular function: small GTPase binding; guanyl-nucleotide exchange factor activity. The coding region runs from base 131 to 3340 and encodes 1069 amino acids.